CCUUGUUCAAGUAAUCGCUAGCAAAUAUCGACAUUGGUUUUUUCUUCACACCUGGCUAUUAAUCUCUAUCCCAGGGGCCGUCUAGCCCCGCAAGACCCUUGCACUGCUUACCGGCCGCUUUGAUAUCAAAAUGUCGAGCGACGGCGACCUCUCGGAUGACCCCAAUAUGGUGGUUAUUCCUGUUGAGGAUGAGAAGAGUGAUGGGCAAAAAUCCCUAUGGCCAGUGAACAGCGCAGACUCUCGGUUUACUUACCGGAUUCGUGAUGACGAAUCCUGGCGGAUCGGUCUUGCGGAGAUGUGGGUAGAGAAACAGAUGGGUGCCCGAGAAGAAGGCAUAACCUACAUUCUCCAAAAGCUGCCUGAAGGCUAUGCGCUCAUGGACCGCCCUCGAGGAACUGAUCAUAAGACACGAGACAGCUUUCUGUUUGGGCACCCUAGUGGACGAUACUUUCAGUCUCGUGUGACUUUCUUCGUGCAUUUUUACUGGCUUAUGACCGAUCGUGCUCAACCUUGCGAUUGCAAGCUAUGCGCCAAAGUGCAGACAAGCUCUAAGCCGUUGGGGGAGUUCAAACCCCGAAAGCGGCGCACCAAAGCUGAGAUGGAGGCUGACAGAGCCAAACUAGAGGGCAACGACAAGGCCAUCGUGAAAUUUAGCCAUCGCAAGCUCCCUGGAGAUGAAGAAGGCCCCGAUUAUUGGAAGAUUCAUAUUAUGGACCUUAAAGAGAAAGGCACUCUUGAUGAAGAGAUCAAUCACCCUCUGAAUCUGGACUGGGUUCUCACCCAUGAUGCCCUGAAAGACUACUUCGUCCGUCUCCCCCUACAGCCUGCAUUUGUUCCGCGGCGUGGUGAAACCGUUCUGUGGACGUCCUCUCUGGAAGGCAGACUUCAAUAUAACCCAGAGACUCAAACCGUUGAGAUGCGCGCCGAAGACGGCAAGUGGCUCGGUAUGCCGGACUGGCGUGCUGGUGUUGUUACGCAGGUGUCCGAGGAGGAAUCAAGCUACCUCGAUAUCGUUCAGGAGACCAAAAAGAAGCAACCUAUCUCAUACUCUGGAUUUCGCGUUGAGACACUCCCUGAUCCACUUGCGGACGAUAAGUCCUAUUCGCUGCACUAUAAAUAUGUGCCACUCAAAUGCAUUAAGCCCUUCGGUGCUUUCGAACGCUUCCUGUGGCCGACCCCGCGUGAAAAGCUACAUCCCUCUAUCGAAAACGCGAUGACGACUAUGGCGUCGUACAGUCUGCUGCAUAAGGUCCGCUUCCGUGGAACCUGGCCUAGCGCCCGAAUCGACUGUAAGGGCAUCUUCGUUGGCCCGGAGCUCCUCGCUAUCUCGGAUACGGUGCGCCUAAAGCCUUUCGGUAUGAAAGCUGAAGAUACUGAGGACCACCAAGGCGAGGUGAAAGCAGAUCUCGGCCCUACUGUGACUGAUGUGAUGGUCAUCGAGCAGAUCUGGCUACAGAUGGAUAACUGCAACGCGGAUCCAGAUGACACGCAGCUCGCAAGGAAGAUGGUCCCCUACAUCGCAGGCAAAGUUUAUACUCGCGAUCCGAACCGACUAAAUCGAGUGAUGCCGUUUGACGCGGACCCCUUAGAGAAGCUGACUCCUAAAGAGGUGGAAGAUUCAUUCUCGCAAGGAGGCAUGCGCGUCUACGGUAAAUGGUACCGUGUCGCCGCAGGCAAAAUCUGUGUGGUAUCGCCCGGCAUGAUAUUAGGCCGAUGCUACGAGCCCGAGGCUACCCACCUGCACUACGGCACCUUUGAUCUCGACUACGACCUCCACGGCAUUUUGAGUGGCAGGCGCUACUCAGUGCAAGUCGACGCGCGAAUCCCGCCCGGUCUAGACUUCUUCUGGGGCGAUUCUCGCGUGGAAACCCUCGGCCUUGCUACCAUGAACGGAGUGGAAGUUGGCCCGGCCGCAGAGCAGCGCGAUGACCCUGUGCGAUGGCAGGCGAUCCUUCGCAUCCUGCAGGGUAGCACGUCUGAUAUCGAUGUGCGUCUUGCAGACCUGGGUAUCUCGAAGGGUCCAGGCCGUCCGAAGAAAACGUUCAGUGAGGUCAGGAAGAUGAGCAAGCUUGUUAGUACCGGGCUUGGCGCAGUGACCGAGAACGAAGAUAGUGGAGAAGGACCUGCCGAUGCGGCUGACAGUCCGUCGGAUAUGGAGAUUUCGGACACCAAGCUGGCUGCACCGAUUCCAUUCCGUGAGCCGAGCGAGGGGGCUGAAUAUGUGCCUUGAUUUUCUUUUUUUGGCUUGCUGGUUCUCAUGCUCCGAGAGGAUCUGUUUUUAGCAAAGUGAGGGUGUUAUUACUCUCUUUCUUCUGCUUCUUCGGCGUCGGAGGCGGAGGCGGAGGCGGAGGCACUUGAACCUUUCUAAUGAGUUACGACUCUUCAUGUAUCAUCAUAUUCGAGCAAGGAAUGAAAAUAAUCUGGAAAAUUUGAGUAGUUAUUACCUAGAUAGCUGGUAAUGACUACAUCAAGAAACUAGGUACUGUAGUAUUCAUCC
This is a messenger RNA of Penicillium subrubescens, 2497 nucleotides long. RefSeq lists its product as uncharacterized. The coding region runs from base 131 to 2230 and encodes 699 amino acids. NCBI's taxonomy places the organism in Eukaryota, Fungi, Ascomycota, Eurotiomycetes, Eurotiales, Aspergillaceae. Gene Ontology annotation, biological process: silent mating-type cassette heterochromatin formation. The transcript has 4 exons. The record is from RefSeq and is a predicted model, not a curated record. Gene Ontology annotation, cellular component: SHREC complex; rDNA heterochromatin.